Messenger RNA from Arachis stenosperma, 2183 nucleotides. Its product is annotated as probable ADP-ribosylation factor GTPase-activating protein AGD6. The coding region runs from base 171 to 1859 and encodes 562 amino acids. The transcript is spliced from 4 exons. NCBI's taxonomy places the organism in Eukaryota, Viridiplantae, Streptophyta, Magnoliopsida, Fabales, Fabaceae. Gene Ontology annotation, molecular function: GTPase activator activity. Gene Ontology annotation, biological process: vesicle-mediated transport. The record is from RefSeq and is a predicted model, not a curated record.
AAGUUAACGGUGUCGGUGAUUCACGACCCAGGCCACUCAAUCCCAAAAUAUGUGUCUUCAAAACUCAAAACUCUUCUGAAUCUCCGUUUUCCCCUUUUUCCUUUUCCCCGCUCUCGUUCAUUUCCAAUUCCCAUUUCUAUCGUGCUUUCCGGAUCGGAUACAUAAAAGACAUGGCGGCAUCGCGGCGGUUGCGGGAACUGCAAUCCCAGGCGGCGAACAAGAUCUGCGUCGACUGCUCUCAGAAGAACCCACAGUGGGCCUCCGUCUCCUACGGCGUAUUCAUGUGCCUCGAGUGCUCCGGCAAGCACCGCGGCCUCGGCGUCCACAUCUCCUUCGUCAGAUCCGUCACCAUGGACUCCUGGUCCGAAAUCCAGAUCAAGAAGAUGGAGGCUGGCGGCAACGACGUCCUCAACGCCUUCCUCUCUCAGUACGGUAUUCCAAAGGAAACUGAUAUUGUCACAAAGUACAACACCAACGCUGCCAAAAUCUACCGCGACCGCAUCCAGGCCCUCGCCGAAGGCCGUCCCUGGCGCGAUCCUCCCGUUGUUAAGGAGGAUCUCCGCUCCUCUGCCGGGAAACCUCCCUUGUCGCACACCGGCGGUGGCGGUGGUGGUGGAGGUUGGGAUAGCUGGGAUAACGAUGACGGUUUUGGAUCUCGCAAUGAUAUCCGGCGGAAUCAGUCGACUGGAGAUGUUAGACGGUUCUCUGGUGGCGGCGCCGGUGUAGGUGGUGUGCCGGCGAGGUCGAAAUCGACGGAGAAUAUGUACACGCAGUCGGAAUUGGAGGCCUCCGCCGCGAACAAGGAGAGCUUCUUUGCUCGGAAGAUGGCGGAGAAUGACACGAGGCCUGAGGGGCUCCCGCCGUCGCAGGGCGGAAAGUACGUCGGGUUCGGAUCGAGCCCUGCCCCUUCCCAGAGGAACAUGAACCCCCAAAACGACUAUCUCUCUGUCGUUUCGCAGGGGAUUGGUAAAUUAUCACUGGUUGCUGCAUCUGCCGCUCAAUCUGCUGCUAGUGUUGUUCAGGCAAGCACCAAGGAAAUCACUGCUAAGGUAAAGGAUGGUGGGUAUGAUCACAAGGUCAAUGAAACUGUCAAUGUUGUUACUCAGAAGACAUCUGAGAUUGGCCAAAGGACAUGGGGCAUUAUGAAAGGUGUCAUGGCAUUGGCUACACAGAAGGUGGAGGAGUUCGCUAGAGAUAACCCAAAUUGGAAGCCUGAAAAUUGGCAAGCAAAUGAUAUUGAUAGAAAUGGUUCCUAUCAAGAGUACAAUCAAGAGAAUAGAGGCUGGAAUUCUUCUUCUACCAGGGGAGGACAACCAUCAUCGGGUAGUCAAUCUAAUAAGUCUAGUUCUUGGGAUGAUUGGGAUGAGCAAGAUUCUAGGAAGCAAGUACCAGCUCGUCCAUCUUCACGUGAACAAUAUGGUGGUACCAAAAACACAAGCUCUUGGGAUGAUUGGGACCAAAAUGAUACUAGGAAGCAGGGACCAGCUAAGGUAUCAGCUUCUCCAUCACCAGUUGCACAGUAUGUUGGUACUCACAACACAAGCUCUUGGGAUGAUUGGGACCAAAAAGAUACUAGGAAGCAAGAACCAGCUAAAGUAUCUGCUUCUCCGGCAUCAGUUGGACAGUAUGGAGGUACUCAAAACACCUACACCAGCUCCUGGGAUGAUUGGGACCAAAAAGAUACUAGGAAGGAAGAACCAGCUAAAGGAUCAACUCCUCAGAAAAGUGAUGGUUGGGCUGGCUGGGAUGAUUCUAAAGAUGAUGGAUUUGAUAAUUUCUAUGGGAGUUCAGCUAAUAAUAAAGCUGCUGGUCAUAAUGGAAAGGCAGAUUCAGCCUGGACGGGAGGAGGCUUUCUCUGAGGUUUGAUCCUAUCUUUAUCAGUUUCUAAAUUUUGUCGCAAGUGACAAAAAUGUUAUAGCUUACUCUUUGCACUGAAGCCAAGCAGCCCAAGCAGGGGUGUUACUGAACAUGAUGAAUGUGACCAGACUCUGUCAUCUAUGAUUUUUUGGGUCACUACAAGGCCUUUGAUGUGCAGCAAGAUUUUUCUUUUUUUAAUUAAAGUUAGUACACUGUCAAGCAAGUCUUCAAUUUUUUUUUUUUUUUUUUGCAAUUUCCAUUUUCUGUGUACCUUUUUGGGAACAUUUGUAUGAUUGGAAUGGAAGUACAUGUAAAAGUUUCCAAAA